UCGAUAUUAUAACCGAGUUUUCGUUGUUGUUUAGGCCUAAUCCUCUAUUAUCUUUGCAUUUACAAGUUAGAGAAAAGAGUUUGGCUUUUGUGUAAGCAUUUAGUUUAGUUUGUCAGAGAUAUCUUACUCCUCUUACUUUCAGAAAUGACAGACUCGUCAAAGAAAGCUGAUGAUGACUUCCUCGAUGUACCGAAAUUGGACAAAGAAGAUAAGAAGUAUCUUUGCCCCAUUUGCGGGUACCAAUUUGCACGUCUAAUGCGGUCAAAGUGCCAGCAUCGAUUUUGCGGAUCUUGCAUUGAUGCAGCAUUCGAACACAGAAGGGAGUGCCCUACAUGUACUGAAGAUUAUUAUUGUAGAGUUACUGCUGAAGUGGAAACCGAGAGAGCAUUUCAAGAUUUAAUGCCUCUCUCAGGGAACGUUUGUAGAAGAGAAUCUCAAACAUUGUCAAAACAAGAAAAUCAUGCUCACCUAGUGGCAGAACUUCAAGCUUGCUUAGUAAAACAACAACGUAACUGUAAUGUACUUGAAGCUUCCGUAGCAACAGAAAAAAAGAGAUUUGAAGCAGAAAGAAACAGAUGUGAAGAGCUUGAAGCUUCCCUAGAAGCAAAAACCAUAAGAUGUAACGAGCUUGAAACUUCCAUAGAAGCAAAAACCAUAAGAUGUGAAGAACUUGAAGCUUCCCUAGAAGCAAAAACCAUCAGAUCUGAAGAGCCUGAAGCUUCUCUAGAAGCAGAAAGAAGCAAGUAUUGUGAACUUCAAGCAACCUCAGCACAAAAAGAACGGAAUAAAGUUCAAAGGUCAGCAUCAGAAAAUCUUCGUAGAGCUACCUACUUACGAACUUCCUUUGCAGAAGCGCAACGUACAAAUAUGCGGCUCCAAGCCUCCUUAAAUGAAUCGCAAUGUACAAUUAACCAGCUGCAAGAUUCCUUAGAGGAAUCGCAAGCUUUCUUAGAAGUGGAGCGGUGUAGAGUUACCCAACUGCAAGCUUCCUUAGAUGAAGAGCAACGUAGGUUUAAUCGGCAGGAAACAGAAUAUAAUCAGCUCCGCAAUGCCUUAGAAGAAGUACAGCGAACUAAUCAGAGGAUGCAAAUAGAGUUGACCGAAGAACGAGGAAGCAGACAAGAAAUAGAAAGACAACAGCAAGAAGCACAGAACAUGCUUCGAGUUGCCGAGCGAACAGCAAAUGAACUCCAAACAAGAUGCGAAGAGCUUGUUCGACAGCAGCGUCCUGACUGGAUCCUGACAAGAAAUGAGAUAGCACUUUCUGAUAGAAUCAUCGGAAGUGGAGCAUGGGGAGAAGUCUUAGAAGGUACAUUUCGUGGAUGUACAGUUGCUGUCAAGAGAAUCCACCAACUUAUUCUUUCUCCUCAUAACAGACGCCUGUUUGAGCGAGAAAUGAACAUGGCGUCACGAUGUCGUCACCCGUGUCUGCUUCAGUUUAUUGGUGCUACAGCUGAUGACGCUGUAAGUCCUCUGUUUGUCACAGAACUGCUGGAGACCACCUUAAGAUCAGUUUUGGAAGUACGUGGUCUGGAACCAGCUGAGAUAUUGGCCAUUGCACUGGAUGUUGCAAGAGGUUUAAACUACUUGCAUCUCAAUCAUCCUGAUCCCAUCAUUCACCGCGACAUCAACAGUGGUAAUGUGUUGCUAUGGAGACAGAAUAAUUCUUGGAGAGCUAAAGUGUCUGAUUAUGGUACAGCUAAUUUUUUCCGACAGUGUUCCACGGUUAGUCCAGGAGCACCUGCCUAUUCAGCUCCCGAGGCUAGUGAUGUUGCGCAACAGACUUCAAAGAUUGAUGUGUUCAGUUUUGGAAUUCUGUUGUGUGAAAUGAACAUCAGAGAACUGCCUGAUCUGUCAGAAAGAAACUUGCAAGUUGCAAUGGUCAGCAAUCAGCGGCAAAGAGAGCUAAUUCAGAGAUGUUUGCUACGCAACCCCGAUGCUCGCCCGUGUAUUGGAGAAGUCAUCGAUAUUCUCUUAAGAUCUAGAGAAGAUCCCAUAUCCAUCAACGAAACGUCAUAAACUGAAUUGCAGUUAUAAGUUAAUCAUGUUAUUAUGAUGUAAAAAGCGACAACUUAACUAAAUUGCAAACACUAAGUUAAUGUACAUUUGGUAACACAUCGUGUUUGUAAUUGGUUAUCAUAAAAUGGAAAAAUUCAACUCAGGCAACAUAGCUAACUAGAUUUUAUUUCAAUCUUUUAUACAACAAAAGCCAAUAGAAACUGCAAUUUUAAUUGAACAAUUUAGUAUGACCAGUUCUACGGCUAAAUAUAUAUGCUAAUAAUGUUCCUUGUUGAUAAAGAACAAUAUUAUUAAAACAGUACUGAUCAUGAGGGGUGCCACCAACAA
Molecule: messenger RNA, 2346 nt
Organism: Exaiptasia diaphana
Lineage: Eukaryota; Metazoa; Cnidaria; Anthozoa; Actiniaria; Aiptasiidae
Product: probable serine/threonine-protein kinase DDB_G0271682
Exons: 4
Coding region: 145-2019 (624 amino acids)
Biological process (GO): protein phosphorylation
Molecular function (GO): protein kinase activity; ATP binding
Source: RefSeq, a predicted model, not a curated record